GUCACUGUCAGUUUAAGUUUUGACGUCAGAUUGGUUACUGUUGUUUCUUUUGGUUUCUGGAAACGAAUUUAGAAAAUAAGCAUCUUAAAUUCGAGAAAUUUAGGUUUCCGGUGUAUUUUUACACAAAUUAAAACGAUUUCCUAAUAAUUUAUCUCGUCUCGAUUACUAAAUAUAAUAUAAAAUGGCUCACUAUAAGGGAGCUGCCUCAGAGGCAGGCAGAGCAAUGCACCUUAUGAAGAAGAGAGAGAAAGCCCAGCAAGAAAUAGAACUGCGCAAGAAGAAAAUAGAAGAAGAUUUAAAGAUAGACAACAUAGAGAAUAAGUUUGCAACACAUUAUGAUGCUGUAGAACAACAACUGAAAAGCUCAACCAUAGGGCUGGUGACCCUCGAUGAAAUGAAAGCUAAGCAGGAGCAUAUAGUAAGGGAAAGAGAGAAAAAGUUAGCACAAAAGAAAGCAGAGAAAGAGAAAGAACGUCAAAAAGAAAUAGAAGCCAAACAAGCACAGAAGAACAAACAGAAACGCCAGAUUCAAGCUUUAUCAUUUGAUUUUGAUGGUGCAGAGGAGGAAGAUGAAGAUUCUGAAAACGAAAAAGAAAAGCCAGAGGCAAAGGCUUGGAGGGAUAAAGAAGAACCAACAUUAAAAAAGGUACGAAAGAAUCCUGAUGUGGACACAUCAUUUCUGCCUGAUCGUGAAAGAGAAGAAGCUGAUCUGAAACUCAGGGAACAACUCCGAUUAGAAUGGGUGAUGACCCAGGCUACUCUGAAGGAUGAACCUAUAACCGUAACAUUCAGCUACUGGGACGGUUCAGGACAUAGGAGAAAUGUUACACUGAAAAAAGGCAAUUCCAUUUAUCAAUUUCUUCAACGCUGCUUGGACACAUUGAGGCCAGAGUUUAGUGAGCUGAAGACAGUAUCGGCAGACCAGCUGAUGUAUGUCAAAGAAGAUCUCAUAUUGCCUCAUCACUAUACAUUCUACGACUUCAUUGUAACAAAGGCCCGUGGUAAAAGUGGACCUCUGUUCCAAUUCGACGCCGCUGAUGAUGUGAGACUGGUGAAUGACGCCACGCAGGAAAAACAGGAUUCGCAUGCUGGCAAAGUGUUACUGAGAUCCUGGUACGAACGAAAUAAACAUAUCUUCCCUGCCUCCAGAUGGGAGCCCUAUGAUCCAACCAAAACAUAUUCUAAGUAUACCAUUAAAGGUAAAUAGAGACAAUACAUACUAAACAAUUAUGAUUACUUUUAUAAAGCAAUCUUCACCUUAUAUGGUUAAAAAAUAAUAGGCAAUAAUUAUAUAGUAAAUAAAUAAUUUAUUAAGUAAGAAA
Molecule: messenger RNA, 1322 nt
Organism: Plodia interpunctella (Indianmeal moth)
Lineage: Eukaryota; Metazoa; Arthropoda; Insecta; Lepidoptera; Pyralidae
Exons: 6
Coding region: 182-1207 (341 amino acids)
Biological process (GO): chromatin organization
Cellular component (GO): nucleus
Source: RefSeq, a predicted model, not a curated record